AUAUAUAUAUAUAUAUAUAUAUAUAUAUUUGUAUUUUUCUGUUUCUAUCGAUGCACUAAAAACCUUCCCCGUUUGAAGAGGAGAUAUUAUAAUUUGUGUAGAAUAUUUGAUAGGAUUUUGUUACCAAUUAAUGUGAAAAAAGUUACACUUAUUUCACAUUAUUAAUUAAAAUUACACAAAAAAAAAAUAAUUAUAUGAUUAUCUACAGAAAAUAAUGAUAAAAAAUUACAUAAACCAAUUGAAAUUAUCCGAAUUUCAUAUUUCAAAUAAGUUGAAAAUAUUUGAAGAGAAAAUUGAAAUUAGGACGUCACCAUACGUGCGUGGGUGUGUCCGCGCACCUUCGGGAAACCGUGACUCUUCCUCUCUCUCACUCUCUAUAUAUAAAGUAGUCUCAACUGCAAGUUGUUCACCAGUCAACAAGCAAACAUUAUGGUUAUGUAAAACAAUAUUGUGUAGUAUGGAUGGGGAAAGAAGGAAGAGAAAGGUGGAGGACGAAGAAGACGAGGAGGAGAAGAUGGAGAAGUUUUUUGCUCUGAUCAGAAAUAUCCGAGAGGUGCGUGACCGAAUGACCACCGGCGGCGGAGACACCACGAAGAAGGCGGCGGCAGCGGAGGAGAAGAGGGUUGCCGUUUGGAAGCCGGCGUUCAUACCGGAGGAUUUCAUGGAGGAUUUUGGUGAUCUGUCUAAAGGUGGUAAGGCAGCAACCGUAGCAAUGACGGCUGCAGGUCCUUCUAAGAAGAGUGAAGAUGAACAUAAAGUAGAAGAUAAAGGAGGUGGUGGCGGCGGCGGUGGUGAUGGCGGUGGUGGCGGCGGCUUAGACCUCAACCUUUCUCUCUAAUGUUUUUAAUUAGUUUUGUUACUGACCAUCAUUGAGGCUGUACUGGUCCAUUACAGAUUUAUAAAUUCAAAAUGACUAAUUUCUGAAUUUAAUAUGAAAUAGGGAUCUAUCUGCUUGAUCAUUUUCACAGAAAUUGCAU
Messenger RNA from Cornus florida, 977 nucleotides. RefSeq lists its product as uncharacterized. NCBI's taxonomy places the organism in Eukaryota, Viridiplantae, Streptophyta, Magnoliopsida, Cornales, Cornaceae. The record is from RefSeq and is a predicted model, not a curated record. Gene Ontology annotation, biological process: regulation of systemic acquired resistance. Bases 215 to 838 code for a protein of 207 amino acids. The transcript has 2 exons.